UCUGCGGUGUUGACAAACGUGACGUCACUCCGCGGUGUCGUUAGGUGGGGCGGGGGCUGCGUUGUUGCCGUCGUCUUGCGGGGGACGCGGAGACUCUUUCACACCAUCCAGAUUUGGAUUAAACAACGGACAAAAUUCAGAUUAUCACCUCCGUAAAGCAUCCCGCUGUUCGCCGUCUCGAGUCAACAUGGGGAGCUGUUUAACCGUGGGGCCGAACGAAGCUCUGGUGGUCUCCGGUGGUUGUUGUGGCUCUGAUACAAAGACCUACGCUGUGGGAGGCUGGGCCUGGGCUUGGUGUCUCAUCUCGGACACCCAGAGGAUAACCCUGGAGAUCAUGACUCUGCAGCCCCGAUGUGAGGACGUGGAGACAGCAGAGGGGGUCGCCAUCACUGUCACAGGCGUGGCUCAGGUGAAAGUCAUGACGGAGCACGACUUACUGGCCGUAGCUUGUGAGCAGUUCCUGGGUAAAUCAGUCAUGGAAAUCAAAGCUGUGGUUCUGCAGACUUUGGAGGGACAUCUGCGCUCCAUUCUAGGUACCUUGACUGUGGAGCAGAUCUAUCAGGACAGAGACCAGUUCGCUAAACUGGUGAGGGAGGUAGCGGCUCCCGACGUGGGAAGGAUGGGCAUCGAGAUCCUCAGCUUUACCAUUAAGGAUGUGUACGAUAAACUGGAUUACCUGAGCUCCCUUGGCAAGACCCAGACUGCAGCUGUCCAGAGGGAUGCAGACAUCGGCGUGGCUGAGGCAGAGAGGGAUGCUGGGAUACGGGAAGCAGAGUGUAAGAAGGAGAUGAUGCACGUCAAAUUCCAGGCUGACACCAAGAUGGCCGAUUCCAAACGAGAACUGGAGCUGCAGAAAGCGAAUUUCAAUCAGGAAGUCAACACUAAGAAAGCGGAGGCCCAGCUGGCAUACGAGCUGCAGGCCGCCAAGGAGCAGCAGAAGAUCUGCCUGGAGGAGAUCGAGAUCGAAGUGGUGCAGAGGAAGAAGCAGAUCACCAUCGAGGAGAAGGAGAUAGAGCGGACGGACAAGGAGCUCAUCGCCACCGUCAAGAGGCCCGCGGAGGCCGAGGCCUACAAAAUGCAGCAGCUGGCUGAGGGGCAGAAGACGAAGACGGUGCUGAUAGCCCAGGCUCAGGCAGAAAAGAUCAGGAAGCUGGGCGAGGCGGAGGCUUGCUCCAUCGAAGCCGUGGGCAAGGCGGAGGCUGAGAAGAUGAGACUGAAGGCGGAGGCCUACCAGCAGUACGGAGAGGCAGCUAAGACCGCGCUGGUCCUCGAGGCCCUGCCUAAGAUUGCUUCCAAGGUGGCUGCCCCGUUAGCCAAGACCAAUGAGAUCGUCAUGCUCAGCGGGGAGGGCAGCCGCCUGACCAGCGAGGUCAACCGCCUUUUGGCUGAACUUCCUGUGUCUGUCAAUGCUCUCACGGGAGUGGAUUUGUCAAAGAUGCCGUUGCUGCAGAAGAUGACCGGUGCUCAAGCCUGA
Etheostoma spectabile (orangethroat darter) is the source of this 1474-nucleotide messenger RNA. RefSeq names its product flotillin-2. Gene Ontology annotation, biological process: protein localization to plasma membrane; regulation of myoblast differentiation. The transcript has 11 exons. Gene Ontology annotation, cellular component: flotillin complex; cytoplasmic vesicle; plasma membrane. Gene Ontology annotation, molecular function: protease binding. The record is from RefSeq and is a predicted model, not a curated record. NCBI's taxonomy places the organism in Eukaryota, Metazoa, Chordata, Actinopteri, Perciformes, Percidae. Bases 188 to 1474 code for a protein of 428 amino acids.